AUGGCGAAGAGAAAGUCUCCAGAAAAUACAGAGGGCAAGGAUGGAUCCAAAGUAACUAAACAGGAGCCCACCAGACGGUCUGCCAGGUUGUCAGCGAAACCUGCUCCCCCCAAACCUGAACCUAAACCAAGAAAAACAUCUGCUAAGAAAGAACCAGCAACAAAGGUUAGCAAAGGUGUUAAAGGGAAGAAGGAGGAGAAGCAGGAAGCUGGGAAGGAAGGUACCGCAGCACCGGCUGAAAAUGGUGACACUCAAGCUGAAAAGGCACAGAAAACUGAAUCUGUAGCUAACAAGGGAGAAUGA
Messenger RNA from Rangifer tarandus platyrhynchus (Svalbard reindeer), 303 nucleotides. The record is from the annotation of a GenBank genome assembly. Lineage: Eukaryota; Metazoa; Chordata; Mammalia; Artiodactyla; Cervidae.